Molecule: messenger RNA, 1220 nt
Organism: Rhagoletis zephyria (snowberry fruit fly)
Lineage: Eukaryota; Metazoa; Arthropoda; Insecta; Diptera; Tephritidae
Source: RefSeq, a predicted model, not a curated record
UCUGCGUAGGCGACUGCGCUUUAGGAUUAUAACCCUUACCAAAUAUAAUUCUCAUUUUGGCGUGCACCAACAGUGAUGUAGUCUUGGGAAAGGAUAAGGUAACUACACCUUUUCCAAUAGCACUUUCGAAAGUAUCAGUUGGAUUUUAGAAAGCAUCAAUUCGAUUUUAGAAAGCGUCAAUUCGAUUUUAAAAGGUAUCAUAUGGACUUUAGCAUAGUCAAAUGUUCUUUAGAAGACGUCAAAAAUACUUUAGAAUUAUCAAAUGUAUUUUAGAAAGUAGCACUUAGAUUUCAGAAAGCGUCAAAUGUACUUUAGGUUAGUCAAAUGUACUUCUGAAAGCAACAAAUGUACUUUUGAAAACACCAAAUGUUUUUUUAAAAAAAUCAGAUGAACUUUAGAAAGUGUCAAAUGUACUUUCGAAAAUAUCAAAAGUACUUUCGACAAUAUCAAAUCUACUUUCGACAAUAUCAAAUCCACUUUAGAAAAUAUCUACUGUAUGUAAUAUAACAUAACCGAGUAACAUUUAAAGAAAAUGUAAAAUGUAGAAUAAAUAUUACGAGUAUUUUAAAUACUCACGUGUAGUCGUUAACAAUGCAAGUUCAGGAUAACUGCGCAUUUUGCCUCGUCUCUAUGAAGCGUCGAGCAUUGAAAAGGUUACAGCCAUGCAGACACCUAUUUCAUGCUGACUGUUUUGAAAAUGUACCAACCGCAACAAGUUGUCCAAUUUGUCGAAGCGAUGUAACGGUUGCCGAAUCAGUUGAGCGACGUGCCAACAUAAAAUACUCUGCUGAAGACAGGAAGCGAAUUGUGGAGGCAGCCAAUAAAGGCCUUGAUUGGGUGCAGCUGGCGGAGUCUUUAAAUGUAAAAUAUAAAACGGCUUACGUAUGGGUAUCUUCUGGCACUCCUCAAGCACUAAGGCAAGGCAGUACAAAAGAAAGAGCGCUGUCGGACAAUGAAGUUGCAGUGAUGGUCCAAUGGAUUGAGGAGGAUGCCACUAUGACACUCACAAAAAUUCGUGAAAAAAUUAAACAAACGUUUAGAAAAGAUAUGUGCAUUUCCAGCGUGGGAAACUAUUUACAAGGACAACUUUUUACGAUGAAGGGGAUUCAUAAGGAACCUCAAUCAAUGAAUUCGCAGCUAAAUAAGGAAAAGCGCCGCGAAUACGUAUGUACGUUGAAUCAAUAUAUUCAGGAAGUCUAGCAGAUUUUAUACAUCGACGA